GAACCCGCAACAGUGUGUAUAACUUCGUAGGCUCUCACCGGCUAGCUUCAGUUGUAAGCGAGAGAGAGUACGUGCAAGACGAGAGAGGUAUAGCCCAAACAGUUGCCCAUACGUGUUUCAUCUCGACUUGUUGAUUCCCACAUAGGAAGCAACCAUGGGCAAGGAUUAUUACAAGAUCCUUGGGAUCUCCAAGGGUGCCUCCGAUGAAGAUAUCAAGAAAGCCUACAGAAAAAUGGCACUUAAGUACCACCCGGACAAAAACAAGUCUUCUGAUGCAGAGGAGAAAUUUAAAUCUGUAGCAGAAGCUUAUGAGGUUCUGAGUGAUAAGAAGAAGCGGGACAUAUACGAUCAGUACGGCGAGGAAGGCCUUAAGGGAGGAAUACCUGGCGGUGGUGGUGGUGGUGACGGCACUCACUUCACAUACACCUUCUCCGGCGACCCGCGAGCAACCUUCCAACAGUUUUUCGGAACCAAUGAUCCAUUCGCCAAUUUCUUCAAUAUGGGUGUGGAUGGUCACGGUCCACAUGGUGUCUUUGAAGAAAUGGAUGUUGAAGACGACCCAUUCAUCACUAUGAUGGGUGGUGGCCCCCAUCGCAUGGGUGGUGGCACACGACGAGCCUUUAGCUUUAACCCUCACGAUGCAACUAGGCCACAAGGAGGCAAGACUCGUAACCAGGACCCAGCUGUGACCAGGGACCUGUACGUCACGUUAGAGGAAGUUGCGAAGGGCGUUACCAAGAAGAUGAAAAUUACUCGCAAUGUCGCAGCAAGUGACGGACGAACAACCCGGCGAGAAGAGAAGAUUUUGACAAUCGACGUGAAACCUGGUUGGAAGGAAGGCACGAAGAUCACCUUCGAGCGCGAGGGCGACCAGUCACCUGGUAAAAUUCCUGCAGAUAUUAUCUUCGUCAUCAGAGAUAAGCCACAUCAGCACUUCAAGCGUGACGGUGCCAACCUUCAGUACACGGCAAAACUGACUCUACGCGACGCUUUGUGUGGUACUCGGGUGGCUGUGCCCACCCUGGACGGUCAGAGGGUCACCUUAAACUUCAGCAGCGAGGUGGUGCGACCACAGACCACAAAACGUCUGCAAGGAUAUGGCUUACCCUACCCUAAGGACCCGACCCGGAAAGGCGACAUUAUCGUCCAUUUUGACAUUCAGUUCCCAUCCUCUCUGACGGAAAGUGCCAAGGAAAUUCUCUCUGAAGUUCUUCCAUUUGGAAAUCGUCAAGCGAGGUGAUGUGUAAGCCAUGUUAGCCAGCUGGGGCGGGCGGCGAUACCUGUGAGAUGAUGUCACCUGCUGGAGAUAGCAGGCGCCUUCAGCUGGUGGACGUGAUGUCAUGUGCAAGAGGCGCACAACCAAGCGCCCCCCAUCCCACCUCCCAAGUUUAUUUGGUUCCAUUUAUUUAUUGUAUAUAGUUUAGAUUUACACGUUGUGCUUCAACGUCAUUAGUUGUUGCAUUGCUAUAGCUCUUGUACCAAGAGUGAUCAAACAGGCAUAAAUCUGAGUAGUAGUGUUUGCUUUGCUAGUUUUCAUUUAGUUUCAUCCAUUCAUGUUGCAGAAAUCUUUUGUUCCAUUUGUAAAUAAUCGUUGUAUAAGAAUGAAUCGAACUUGUUUUGUACAAAAGGAAAUUACUUAACAUAUGACACCAAAGAAUCGCUUAUAUCACUUGUUGGUGUAAGUAAAAUAAAGCUAUAUUUUAUA
Molecule: messenger RNA, 1705 nt
Organism: Procambarus clarkii (red swamp crayfish)
Lineage: Eukaryota; Metazoa; Arthropoda; Malacostraca; Decapoda; Cambaridae
Product: dnaJ protein homolog 1
Cellular component (GO): cytosol
Molecular function (GO): protein-folding chaperone binding
Source: RefSeq, a predicted model, not a curated record